CAGACCGGAAAAUGGGUUGAAGACAAGGAGAGCGAGAGAGAGUGUGUUCAGUUUCCAGACGACGUGUGUGAAGUUCGGGUGUGAUAAGUGUGUUGUGCUGCCUCUCCACAGCACAUGGACAUCUGUGUGUGAGUGGACUGAGCUCAGUCAGGCAGAAACCACACAACCACACAGGUUUUCCUGUGUGUAUAGUGCUAUGACAAUUAUGGGCAACCCACACAUCAAGCCUUUGCUAUUCGGCAUUGCACUGGUAGCUGUGGCAUGUAUGACCAUCAUUGCUCUGGUCCUCUCUCUGGUGACACGUCAGACUGUGGAUCCACCUUACUUAACACAGUACGGUAUGGUGUUUGAUGCCGGUUCCACACACACCUCCCUCUUCCUCUACCAGUGGCCCGGGAAUAAGGAAAACAACACUGGAGUGGUUUCUCAAAAACUGACUUGCGAUGUGAAAGGUGAUGGUAUUUCCAGUUAUGUCACAAAUCCUCCUGGUGCUGGACAGAGCCUUAGAGAAUGCUUAGAUGUUGCUUUGGCCACAGUACCAGACAGCCAGCGACGUAUGACCCCUGUGUACCUGGGGGCCACAGCAGGCAUGCGGCUCCUAAGUUUACAAAACCAAACUCAAGCAGAUAUAAUACUUGCAGAGGUGGCCAAGACUAUACAGAGUUAUCCCUUUGACUUUCGUGGGGCCAGAAUAAUCAGUGGUAUGGAGGAGGGGGCUUACGGCUGGAUCACCAUCAACUAUCUUUUGGAAGGUUUCAUUAAGUAUACAUUUGAUGGUAAAUGGAUUCACCCUAAAGCUGGGAGGAUUCUAGGAGCUAUGGAUUUGGGUGGUGCAUCCACUCAGAUUUCCUUCACACCCAAGUAUCCAGUUGAAGACCCAAAUACUGCAAUUGACCUCCAGCUCUAUGGCUUCAAGUUUGAGCUGUACACACACAGUUACCUGUGCUAUGGAAAAGACCAGGCCCUGAAGAGGAUCCAGGCGCGCCUGCAGAUUGCUAGCCCCAGUACCGUUGUCUUCCACCCAUGCUAUCCCAGUGGUUACAAUCUGACGGUGGCUCUGGGUAAUCUUUACGACUCUCCUUGUGUCAGCAAGCCAGUGCCUUUUGACCCCUCAUUAACGGUCACUUUCAUGGGGAGCGGUAAUUCUCAGGAGUGUUCAUCAGAGAUGAACAAAUUGGUAAACCUGAGUAACUGUGCGCUUUUUCCAGACUGUGGCUUUAACGGGGUCUACCAGCCACCUGUCAAUGGAGAAUUUUAUGCUUUUUCUGCAUACUUCUACACCUUUGACUUCCUUGGUCUUGCUCCAAGGACCCCGUUGCCUCAGGUUCUUUCCACAAUUGACUCCUUCUGCAGCAAAUCCUGGGACACUCUUCAGUCACAAUAUCCAAAGGUGAAAGAGAAGUAUCUUCGGGAUUAUUGUGCUUCAGCUCACUAUAUUAUGACUAUUCUUCUCAAAGGAUAUAAGUUCAAUGCUACUUGGGAUCAAAUCUACUUCGUCAAGCAGGUGGCAGACAAUGACAUUGGCUGGACUCUGGGUUAUAUGCUGAACUUAACCAACCUGAUUCCCUCUGAACGCCCUCUGGCGGUAACAGGAGUACAACACAGUCAGUGGGCAGCAGAGGUCUUCUUCAUUGUCUUUGCACUCUUUCUCAGCCUACUUAUUCUAAUUGUCCUCUGCAUAUGGAAUCCAGACUCACAGACCUAAUGCACAUGAUUCGGUGCUUUAAUGUACAUUUUGGGUACAUGACAUCAGGGUUGGAAUCAAUUCCGUUUUAGUUUAUUGAAUUGAUGUUCAUUGAAUUAAUAGCUUUGCAGAUUAAUUUAUGACCUGAAUUGAUCCUAAUGCUGCUUUGUACAAUUCACUGUACAUGUAGGACAAUGUAUGUCUGAGUACAUAUGGUGUUGCAUCAAAGGAGCCAGCAGAACAAUCUUUUAAUUAUAUUUUUGCAGUUCAACUUAACAUGUAUAUCUGGGUCAAAUAUUAUUUUAAAAUUUCAAGGACUAGUUAUACCUCAGUAAUCUUUGCUAUGUAUUAGUCUAUUAACACACAAUUCAUUUAAAAUAAUCCAUUUAAUUUAAAAUCCUUGUUCAGUUUGAAGCAGUAGCGCAUAUCAUGUAAAGAGAAGCUGAUUACAUAAUUCAUGCUAUUCAAAUGAGAAAAUUCUUUACAGAACUUAAUGAAGACAAUAGAGUGAAUAAAAAUUGAAAUGCAGCAAUAGUCUACAACAUUUGCUAUAUUAAUAUGUUUUUGUGCACAUACGUUCUAUAAAGUGUGUGGACAAAAAUGUGUGUGUGUGCUUUUAACAGCAACCUGACUUCUUCUGCGGUUGCUUUGGCUGUAAUAUUGCUUGUUCCUCCUCUCUCCUCACAUUCUGUUUCACCAGUAACCUAGAGGAAUGAGAAUGUUUUUAUACAUGCAGAACUGUACAAAAGUCAGAGACCACCCCUUGUUUAUUUAGUCUACUGUCUAAACAGCCACUCAGUAAAAGUUAUUAAUUUUCCUGCAUCAAGCAUAAAUUUAAAGGACCCAUAUGAAUUCUAAUCUUCCUCACUUUUUCAAAUAAAAUAGUUCCAAGCAGUCCAUAUAUGAAAAUAUUUUGAAUGUACUGUUUCUGUGAUGUAAUGAGAAUCAAGGCAUUGGCUUAUAUCUGCUUAGUCAGCAUACAGUUGAGGCACAACGCAGGGCUGAUCAAAGUAGAGCUGAUUUUUAUAUAAACGGACUAGGUAUAACAUUA
Messenger RNA from Pygocentrus nattereri (red-bellied piranha), 2735 nucleotides. RefSeq names its product ectonucleoside triphosphate diphosphohydrolase 8 (gene entpd8). Lineage: Eukaryota; Metazoa; Chordata; Actinopteri; Characiformes; Serrasalmidae. The coding region runs from base 197 to 1705 and encodes 502 amino acids. The transcript is spliced from 10 exons. Gene Ontology annotation, cellular component: plasma membrane. Gene Ontology annotation, biological process: nucleoside diphosphate catabolic process. The record is from RefSeq and is a predicted model, not a curated record. Gene Ontology annotation, molecular function: UDP phosphatase activity; GDP phosphatase activity.